This is a messenger RNA of Aspergillus melleus, 3291 nucleotides long. RefSeq names its product alpha,alpha-trehalase treA (gene treA). Gene Ontology annotation, biological process: trehalose catabolic process. The record is from RefSeq and is a predicted model, not a curated record. The coding region runs from base 1 to 3291 and encodes 1096 amino acids. Lineage: Eukaryota; Fungi; Ascomycota; Eurotiomycetes; Eurotiales; Aspergillaceae. Gene Ontology annotation, molecular function: carbohydrate binding; alpha,alpha-trehalase activity. Gene Ontology annotation, cellular component: fungal-type cell wall. The transcript has 4 exons.
AUGAGAUUGAAGGUUUUAGGAGCAGUACUGCUGCAGUCGUUUCUGUCGACAGCAGCCGCUGGCUCUUCUGGGAAGAAUGAUCGCAUUACCAGUGCCUUGAAUAGGCAUCGCGGCGGCCAUGAGUCACCUUCGGGCACAGGAAAUGCCACAAAUUCAUACCAGACGAGAUUCGACGGAGUAACAUGGGAUGACAACAAUUGGAUCCUGCAAACCACUGCUUUCGACCAAGGACGUUACCAGGCGCGUGGCUCGGUUGCCAACGGAUACCUUGGCAUCAGCGUGGCCAGUCUCGGGCCCUUCUUUGAAAUCGAUCGCGAGGAUAACGGUAACGAGAUUAGUGGCUGGCCCCUCUUUUCAAGACGGCAAAGCUUUGCAACAAUUGCCGGCUUUUACGACUCCCAGCCCACCACUAACUCAACGAACUUCCCAUGGCUGUACCAAUAUGGAUGGGACAGCGUGAUCAGUGGCUUGCCGCACUGGGCCGGACUCAUUCUCGACCUGGGUGACGGAAAUUACUUGGAUGCUACCGUGGACAACAAGACCAUCAAUGAUUUCAAUUCUGCCUACGAUUUCAAGGCAGGUGUCUUGACGUGGUCCUAUAGCUGGGCUCCGAAGAGCGACAAGGGAUCAUUUGACAUCAAGUAUCGACUCUUCGCGAACAAGCUCAAUGUCACUCAGGCGGUGGUCGAUAUGGAAAUCACCCCCUCUCGGAACACAAAUGCUACGGUGGUCAACCUCAUUGAUGGCAGAUCGGCCGUGCGCACGGAUUUCGCGGAAUCGGGACAAGACGACCACGCUAUCUUCACGGCUGUUCGGCCCUGGGGGAUUUCCAAUGUCACAGCUUACGUAUAUGCCAACUUGACAGCCUCUGCCGGGGUUGACCUGACGACGCGCACUGCUAUCAAAGACAAGCCCUAUGUGAGCGCAAAUGCAUCCUCAAUCGCACAAGGCGUCAAUGUCAAAUUUGCAGCGAAUCAAACCGUACGCGUCACUAAGUUCGUUGGGGCCGCGUCCUCCGAUGCUUUUGAAAAUCCACGAAAAAUCGCCAAGCAAGCGGUAUCUGCAGCAUUGGCUGCGGGCUACCAAAAGUCACUCCAGUCGCAUGUAUCAGAGUGGGCUACUAUUAUGCCUGAUAGCUCGGUCGAUCAUUUCGUCGACCCCAAGACCGGCAAGCUGCCCCAAGAUGACCACGUGCUCGAUUCAGCAAUCGUCUCGGUCGCGAAUGUGUACUACCUGUUGCAGAGCACUGUUGGCAAGAAUGGAAUUGCAGCAGUCGCGGGAGCCCCGGUGAAUGACUACAGCAUCUCGGUCGGUGGACUGACUUCUGAUUCCUACGCCGGACAAGUCUUCUGGGAUGCCGACGUGUGGAUGCAGCCGGGGCUUGUCGCCUCCCAUCCAGAGGCUGCUCAGCGUGUGACCAACUACCGCGUGGCGAAGUUUGGACAGGCAAAGGAGAAUAUCAAGACAUCGUUUGCUGGCGCGAAGAAUCGUACCAGAUUCGAGCCCUCGACGGCAAUCUAUCCCUGGACGAGCGGUCGGUUCGGUAACUGCACGGCUACUGGGCCUUGUUGGGACUAUCAGUAUCAUUUGAACGGAGAUAUAGGGCUCUCGAUGAUAUAUGAGUGGGUUGCGAGUGGCGAUACGCAGCAUUUCCUAGACGAGCAUUUCCCGAUUUAUGAUUCCGUGGCGACAUUAUACUCAAACUUGGUGGAGCGCAAUGGGUCAUCUUGGACUUUGACGAAUAUGACCGACCCUGAUGAAUACGCAAAUCACAUCGAUGCUGGUGGCUUCACGAUGGCGCUGAUAUCGGAGACACUGGACAACGCCAAUGCAUUCCGCCAGCAAUUCGAUAUGGAGGCUAACGAAACCUGGUCUGAGAUGGCUCAAAAUGUGCUGAUGCUUCAGGAGGACGGAGUGACACUUGAGUAUACCUCGAUGAAUGGAACCGCUGUGGUCAAACAAGCGGAUAUUGUGCUCAUCACAUAUCCUCUGGCCUACGACAACUAUAGUGCCGAAACGGCGCUGAGUGAUCUUGACUACUACGCCAACAAGCAAUCGGCCGACGGUCCAGCCAUGACCUGGGCGAUAUUCUCCAUCGUCGCCAACGACAUCUCGCCCUCCGGUUGUUCAGCAUACACCUACCAUCAAUACUCCUUCGACCCCUACGUCCGGCCCCCAUUCUACCAGAUGUCCGAGCAGAUGAUCGACGACGCCAGCAUCAACGGCGGCACCCGGCCUGCCUUCCCCUUCCUGACGGGCCACGGCGGCGCCAACCAAGUCGCCAUCUUCGGCUACCUCGGUUUGCGCCUCCUCCCCGACGAAGCCAUCCACAUCGACCCGAACCUUCCCCCCCAGAUCCCCUACAUCACCUACCGCACUUUCUACUGGCGCGGAUGGCCCAUCUCCGCCGCCUCCAACUACACGCACACCACGAUCCGUCGCGCCACCGACACUCCUGCCCUUAAGACGGCUGACCCCCGCUUCGCCAACUCCUCCAUCCCCGUGCACGUUGGCCUGGACUCCCCCAGCAACACGACCAUCCACACUCUGCCCCGAUCGGCCCCCUUGACGAUCCGAAACCGGCAAAUCGGCACCAUCCCCACCGUCGACCAGAACAUUGCGCAAUGCCGCCCCGUCUCCUCCCCAUCCGACUUCGAAGCCGGGCAAUUCCCCAUCUCCGCCGUGGACGGCGCCUCGUCCACCAAAUGGCAGCCCUCGUCCUCAUCCCUUACCUCCCUCACCGUAACACUCUCCCUUUCCGAGCACGACCGCGUCUCCCCGGCCCAAGUCCAGGGCUUCUACUUCGACUGGGCCCAGACACCUCCUGUCAACGCAACCGUCAUCUUCCAUGACGAGAUUAUCGAAAACCCGGCGGCUUUGUUCACAUCCAGUUCCACUUCCAAUUCUACCAAAAGCUACAGCGUGGUCACCCACCUCUCCAACAUCGCCCUCUCGAAACCAUGGCUCGCCACUGAAGAUUAUAACCAAGUGUCCAUCCCCGUUGGAAACACGACGCACAUCGAGCUCGACCAGCCCGUGCAGACGACGAGAUUCGCGACGUUGCUGAUAGUAGGGAACCAGGGUCUGAGCGCCAGUCAAGGUGAAGGCAAAGAAGGAGAAAAGAAAGAAGAAGAUGUAGGAGCGACGGUAGCCGAGUGGGCGAUUCUAGGACCGAAGCCGAAGAGUGGCAAGAAGAAUGCGCACGAGCAUGAUGGCGCGAAGGAAUUAGAGAGACGGAAAUUAAAGGUAAAGGAUGUGGCCUGGUUGGAGAGACGACAGAGGAAGUUGUAA